CACCAUUUGGUUUUGCCGGCUGUUGAACAUGAUUCCGACUCCAAUAUCUUGAUACACCUUCUCAUUUCAGCUUUAAUCCUUUAUUCAUUAAUUCAUUCACUUGCGUCCUGCCUACUUUCCUUUUUUUAUUUCCCAUAAUCAGUGGAUUCUGCAAUGCUGCUACAUCAUGCGCGUGAACAACGCGUCUUCAGUAAACGCAGGAACGUUGCCAUUAUGAUUGGAUUGACAUUACUCUUCUGUGCAUCGCUCGCAUGGGCAUCCUCUGGUGAUCGGCAGCCCCAGUACAUUAACUGUGUCGAUAAAUGCAACAAAGAAAUUUGUCAGCGAUCCGAUCUAACUGGACUUACGUCGGAACAACUUCAGGAACACGAUCUGACCCUGCCACUGCGACUGCUUCACUGGACAUGCUUUGACAAUUGCCGUUAUCGAUGCAUGCAAUCGAUCACCGAGAUGGCACUUCAAGAAAAGCAAACUGUACACCAAUACCACGGCAAAUGGCCCUUUUACCGCUUCUUAGGCAUGCAGGAACCCGCAUCGGUGUUGUUCAGUUUAUUGAAUGGGUACAUGCAUGUGCUCGCAUGGUCCAAGCUUAAGCGUGUCAUUCCCGAGGACUACUAUAUGCGUCCGUACUAUUUGGGCUAUGCAAUUAUGGGUAUUAACACAUGGGUGUGGUCAGCGAUCUAUCAUUCACGCGACUGGCCCAGCACUGAGAAACUUGACUACUUUUCAGCAGGAGCAGCUAUCAUGUAUGGACUCUUUUACACAAUCAUUAGAAUCACACGUAUGGUACAAGUCAAAUCGCAGCUGAUGUGGGGGCUGAUGUGUUUGAUCCCUUUGGUGUUGCACAUCUCGUACUUGACCUUUGUCCGGUUUGACUAUGGAUACAACAUGGCAGCAACAGCAACAGUAGGAGCCGUACAUAAUUUGUGCUGGAUCGGCUGGAGCAUCGCCAAUUGGCGUGAGCGUCCUUAUGCAUGGGAGCCAACAGUGACAGGCAUAUUGCUGACAUUGGCAAUGUCCCUGGAGGUUCUUGAUUUUGCACCAUUGUGGGGUAUUUUGGACGCCCAUUCGUUGUGGCAUGCAGCGACUAUUCCGUUAAUACCGAUCUGGUACCGGUUCUUGCUCAGAGAUACAGAAUGGGAAGUGCGUAACAAGAAAGGAGUGCUGCAUAGAUCUUCUCGCCUUGACUAGAUACCUAUGGAGGCGAUUUGAACAUGACAAAAGACCAUUGUCAUAGGUGGCUAAUAAAGAAAGAAAUACAAG
Messenger RNA from Lobosporangium transversale, 1263 nucleotides. Its product is annotated as post-GPI attachment to proteins factor 3-like protein. Lineage: Eukaryota; Fungi; Mortierellomycota; Mortierellomycetes; Mortierellales; Mortierellaceae. The record is from RefSeq and is a predicted model, not a curated record. Gene Ontology annotation, biological process: GPI anchor biosynthetic process. Gene Ontology annotation, molecular function: hydrolase activity, acting on ester bonds. Gene Ontology annotation, cellular component: endoplasmic reticulum membrane. The transcript has a single exon. Bases 154 to 1191 code for a protein of 345 amino acids.